Molecule: messenger RNA, 924 nt
Organism: Lasiodiplodia theobromae
Lineage: Eukaryota; Fungi; Ascomycota; Dothideomycetes; Botryosphaeriales; Botryosphaeriaceae
Product: Methyltransferase
Exons: 3
Coding region: 1-924 (307 amino acids)
Source: RefSeq, a predicted model, not a curated record
AUGACCACGCAAAUUCUGCCCCAGGAUGUUCCUGUCCCUGCCUCGGUCCUCCCGGCUAGCAAAGACGAUGCCGUUUUUGCGGGCACCGAGGGUGACUACUUCCUGCCCCACAACAGCGUCGAGAUUGAGCGGCUCCAGCGCCAGCACCAGCAUAUCAAGCUUGCUACCGAUGGCAAGCUCGUGCCUGAUGUGCUGCCGGCAGGAGCUGCUGUUCUGGACUCCGGGUGUGCCGACGGCACCUGGCUUCUGGACCUCCAAUCCCAACAGCCCCGCACCUUAGACCUCCACGGCGUCGACCUCAGCCCCGACCUCUUCCGCACGCACCCAUCCCUCACGCUGCGCACGCACGAUAUCCGCACCCCCUUCCCCGCGUCCUUCGGCUUCACGGAUCGCUUCGACCUCGUGCACCAGCGCCUCCUCGUGUGGGGUAUCCAGGCCGAAGACUGGCCGGCUGCCAUCCACCACCUCUCGGCGGCGCUCAAGCCCGGCGUCGGCGUGCUGCAGCUCGUCGAGGCCGAGUGGAUCUUGAACGAGGGCGCGCCGGCGAACUGCCCGGAGCAGCGCAAGCUGAACCUGGUGCAGGACUGGGCGACGGCGGGUAGCGGGAUGGACGUCCGCGUGUGGGACAAGCUGGAGGGGUUGAUGAAGGAAGAAGGGCUGGUCGAUGUGGAGCUGCGGAGCUUCGAUUUCGGCUACGGGAAGACGGCGAAGGGCGGCGAGGAGGUGCAGCGCCGCAGCGCAGAGUUGUGGGUGGAGAGCUUUAGGCACGUGGCGAGGAAGAUUGUGGAUGGGGAGGGCAUUCCUGGCGUUGCGAAGACGGCGGAGGAGUAUCAUGAGUUCUUGGACAGGUUGGUGGUGGAGAUGAAGACGUAUGGAUAUACGCCGCGGUUGAAGUGGGUCCGGGGCCGUAAGCCUCUUGCGUAA